Molecule: messenger RNA, 2032 nt
Organism: Danio aesculapii
Lineage: Eukaryota; Metazoa; Chordata; Actinopteri; Cypriniformes; Danionidae
Gene: gbx2
Product: gastrulation brain homeobox 2
Exons: 2
Coding region: 414-1442 (342 amino acids)
Biological process (GO): regulation of transcription by RNA polymerase II; regulation of nervous system development
Cellular component (GO): nucleus
Molecular function (GO): DNA-binding transcription factor activity, RNA polymerase II-specific; RNA polymerase II transcription regulatory region sequence-specific DNA binding
Source: RefSeq, a predicted model, not a curated record
GCUGAUGCUGCGAGGAGCAAUUUAUUGUGAUUUCCAUCAGGUCGAAAUGAAACGCGGUCAAGCAGAAGGGACAAGGACGCUGAAAUAACUCAAGGGAGGACGAUAAUGCUCAUGUGAGAUGCUCGACCUUUUUCUCGCCCAGACUUUUAUCAGCCAGGGAGUUGUCUGUGUUUCAAUGCACUUGUCUCGCUCUGUUCUUGCGGCGAACUGGCACUGAAUCGAGGAAAAAGAAGCAGAUGCAACGGUUUUAUGAACUGCACACACACACACAGAGAAUCGUUCAGAGGAUUACUGAAAGCUCAGAGUGUCAGUGUAUGACGCUAUCCAGCAGUGAGGUCCCUGUCUGAGAAGCGCAGUGGAGAAAGCUGCUCCCACAGACUUCAGGACUUCAGAAACUGUCCACAUUAGAUCAUAUGAGUGCAGCUUUCAGCACACCGUUCAUGAUGAUGCAGCGUCCGGUGGGAAGCACCACUGCAUUCAGCAUUGACUCGCUCAUCGGCGGUCCGCCGCAACCCAGUCCGGGACAUUUCGUGUACACGGGUUAUCCCAUGUUCAUGCCUUACCGGUCAGUGGUGCUUCCUCCGCCGCCUCCUCCACCGCCUCCAACACUCCCCCAGAGCGCUCUCCCCGCGACCCAUCCGCACCACCCGAUCCCGGGUUUACCCAGCAGCUUCUGCUCCAGCCUAGCGCAGGGCAUGGCGCUCACAUCCACGCUAAUGGCCACAUUACCCGGCGGCUUCUCCUCCUCACCGUCCCAGCAGCACCAGGACGCGGCGAGGAAGCUCAGCUCUCAGUCUAUUCACGCCAUGUUCGACAAAUCUCAGGAUAUUCGUUUGGAUGGAGAGGAUGGGAAAACGUUUGCGACGAAAGAUUCGACAAGCAUUCCGUCGUUCCACGAUUCGCAGUCCGUACACACCUCUACAGUGCGAGGUCACAGCAAAGACGACUCGAAGGAGGAUGAGUGUCACAGGAAAGACGAGAGCUUCUCCAUGGACAGUGAUUUAGAUUACAGCUCCGAUGAUAACGGGCCCGGGAACGCCAUGUGUCAAAAGGAAGACGGAGACGGCAGCGGAGGUCUGGACGACGGCGUUCACGGUGGGAAUGGGGGCGGGAACACCACAUCCACCGGGAAAAAUCGGAGAAGGAGGACCGCUUUUACAAGCGAGCAGCUGUUGGAACUGGAGAAGGAGUUUCACUGUAAGAAAUAUCUGUCCCUCACAGAACGCUCGCAAAUCGCGCACGCCUUAAAGCUCAGCGAGGUGCAGGUCAAGAUCUGGUUUCAGAACCGGAGGGCCAAGUGGAAACGGGUCAAAGCGGGCAACGUCAACAGCAAAACCGGAGAGCCCUCCAGAAACCCCAAAAUCGUGGUGCCCAUUCCGGUGCAUGUUAGUCGGUUUGCGAUACGCAGCCAACACCAACAGUUAGAACAGGCCAGGCCGUGAUACACUGGGCUUUAGUUACCACAGGACAAAUUGGAGACUCAAAUCGGCCAAUACUAAUUAUGACCAAACUUUUCUUGAGACCCAGAGGAAACUCCUUACAGUUUGGCUGAUAGUUUGUGCUAUAUAUAUAUUAAUUCCGUGGAAAAAGAAGCUCGAAAGACAGUUUCAAACUAAGACCUCUUUCUGGGAGAAAAUUGCUGUUUUAUUUCCGAGUUUGGACCAAAUCACGAACACAAUUUAGUUCUAGAUAUUCCACUGUGUAUUUAAAAGAGAUAAUCGGUUUUAUGUUUAGUUUUGUGUGACUGUCCAGUUCGUGUGUUUAUUGGCAGAGAUGAACAUUAUCCUAAAAGGAGCACUUCUGGUCUCUGCUGAAGCACAUGAUAUAAUCCAAUUAAUAGUCAAAUUAACACCAUUCCCUCGGAUUUAUAAAAACAACCUGUUUUUACAAAUGUGCUUACAUUUUUUUAUGGUCAAAUUUUUUAUUUCAAUGUUUUGCUUUGUUUUGUUUUAUUGCAAUCGUUUCUCUUAACCUGUAACCAUUUCAGACAUCACGAGCACGCUGCUAAUUUAUUUAAUAUUGUGAGAAGAAA